Messenger RNA from Orbicella faveolata, 2976 nucleotides. RefSeq lists its product as uncharacterized. The record is from RefSeq and is a predicted model, not a curated record. NCBI's taxonomy places the organism in Eukaryota, Metazoa, Cnidaria, Anthozoa, Scleractinia, Merulinidae. Gene Ontology annotation, cellular component: membrane; cytosol. Gene Ontology annotation, biological process: animal organ development; negative regulation of Ras protein signal transduction; negative regulation of MAP kinase activity.
CGCGUGUAAAUGGAACAAAAACAUAAACAAAUGUUAAGGGUUGAUUGAUUGAGUCGUGGGCAGUCCUAGAAAGGAAAACAGCAAAGAAAACAGUUAAAUGUUGUCUUUUGUCGCAUCACAAGUUAAUUUGCGGCCGUUUUCCGUUUUAUUGAUUCACUCAGCCCAAAUUGAACGCGAUUGACAGAGCGCGGGAUUCGUGUCGAUAGAAAACAAAUCUCGUCCUCCCUAGAGGGUGAUCAAGUUGAUUUGUGGUUCGUGACAAAGCCGACCAAUGAGAGAUAAUACCGCGCACAAGAAGUUCUAAAGCCUCUUGUCAUUUGUCAUCAGUGACUGGGUGUGGACUUCCGUUUUGAGUGGGUUUCUUUUGUGUCGUGUUUAUGUAGGGCACCAUUUGCAUUUUAAUCUUUCGCAACGGGAAAUUAAACUUGAGGCUCUAAAGCUUUUGUUGUGGCUGCCAUCGUUCGAAGAUCGGGACUCGUUGACGUUUCUGUUUGUGUCUCGAUCGGUUUUGUUUCUCGCAUUUAAGCUGCGAUUAACUCGCAAACCGUGUGCUAUAGUUUUGUACUUGAGAGCGAGAUACCAGUGCCUACGUAAGUCGGUGAUCGUUCACUCGUGGAACCGGAACUAAGUCCCGCCAUAGCAUACCAUCAUUUCCGCUAAAACAAGUUUAUCACUUGAGGGAUUUUAAAGCUUGAAUUACAAUAGAGAAUAAUCGACCUCGGCUAAAUAUAAAUUACUCAAAAACAACGGACGACAAAGGGGUGAGAACGAAAGUGUUUGGGUAGUGAAACAGCCAGUUUUUCUUUACUAGAGUGCUUCUCGAAAACAUUUUAUCACUCCGCCGGACAUCUUCGGCUGGCGGGUUAAUUGAAUCUUCAGAGCUGUGGAAAGAAAAGCCAGGAGUACAUCAAGAAAUUUAUUCUCAACUUGUCGAGGGUCUUUAUAUCGCGGAGAGGUAAUAUUCAUACGAUGGCUGAAUCCUUGCUCGCUCUUUGUCUGUGGAAACAUUAACACUGUCGGGGAGGUUUCUUUGCUCAGUUUAAUAGGAAAUUCGCGGGAACUGUAUUUUGGCAGAUUUGAUAAAAGGAAACAUUAAAUUUCCCAAGCUGAUAAUCGGAAGUGCCACGCAAGCUAAGCAAGACAGGCCCAUUAUAAUACAGUCACGACGUAGGACGCGUUCAGUUUGAAUAAAGUGACAGCACAGGACGGUCGCGCGGCCGGCCAACACCGAGGGACACAUGAACACCGCUGUAUGGCAACACAGACUUGAUCACAGAACGACUUAUAGUUCGUCAUACUCGAUGAAACACGAAGGAUUGGGCAAGAUGAUGCACGGCACGAACGACAGAAAUAAUUUCGCCUUGGUCGAUAAAUUACCGCGUUUAACGACGAACUUUCCUACGACCGGCGUAACAGAGGAGAGCGAUGCGGACGACUAUUACCCAUUUGUUAUUGGACACGGGUCGAGUUUUAAAGUUAUCGACCCCAAAGUGUACAAACAACUGCGGCGACAUAAUAUUCAGUCAAAGGUACCUGUUAAGGUUGCCGAUUGUGCGGAAAAACCGACGAUGGCGAGUCACAAAACUCCCGCUACAACGAAUACAAAAUUUUCAAGUAGCUCUGACAGUGCGGACGAUGCCGACGAGUAUUGUGAACUUUCACCGCUUGCGAAAGCGCCUCCCAUACCGUUAUCAACUCUUCGGUCACAGCCCGUGGAUUUAAAGUCUAAGAAUAGCCUCGCAAAACUGUCUAGCUUCGAACGGAGACUCUGUUCGGAUUGUUAUUAUUCAAAGACUAAAGCGAGUCUAGUCGAGAGUCAGCCGAGCUCUCCGACAUCACGACCUACGACUCGACUUGUGGACACUAGCUCAAUGAAAAGCGAACGAGUGGAGAACUGUUCUCAGUGGACAAACGAGAAGCAGGAACCCCUCUUGUGUGGUGUGGAAGCAGACGAGCUCAUAGACUAUGCCAGUUGUAUGUGUUGUGUGAAAGGUAUCUUUUAUCACUGUACGAAAGACAAUUUCGAUGAAGGACAGCUCGCUGAUGAGCCGUGUUCGUGCGCGGGGCCCGUCAGUUCGUGCGCGCCGCGCUGGGGUUGCCUAGCUAUUCUGUCCCUAUUCAUUCCCUGCUUGUGCUGCUAUUUGCCUGCUGUGGGCUGCAAGAAAGCCGCCAAGGGCGCGAAGAAGAAAAAACCGCAGAAACGCUUUAGAUUUAACCCUUAAUAGACCAGGAUCAAUUAAUAUUUCAGAUUAGAAACAUUUUGACUUCAUAAGUCAGAGCAUUGAAGUAAUUUUUGUAAAAUACACAGCCGUAUUUUAUGUGCGAGUUAUUAUAAGAGUUGAAAUCGAAUAUUUUAUUUACCGGAUGGAAGAUACGAAUUCACAGAAGUUUCAAACAGUUUUUCGUUUACAGGACUCAGUGUGUGUCUCAGUUGUGAUCUGAUUUAAUAGCGCGCGGGGAUACGUUAUCUGCACUUUUGUUAUGUAACUUACGUUUAUGACGACAGCCGUUGUGUUUUCAUGUCAUUCUAUUUAUCUUAAGUCAUAAAAUUGAAAUCAGAGUUUUUGGAUCUUUAUUUACAUCAUAGGAUGACUGAUGGAUUAUAAAAUAUCCCCGCGAUUCAAUUUCAGGGUAUCAAAUGUUCUUGUUUUCCCAAGUGUUCUUUCAUUGACUGAUCUAUUUAUUAUUUAGUCUGUUUUGAAAAAUCUGUUUGACGUCGUUUGAAUUCAGGUUCACCCUACAAAAAAAAUACAUAUCAUCUGCGAAUAUGCAGCAGUGUAAAAAAGAAAUAGUUAAAUUAUGAAGCGCAGAAAUAAUUAUAAUUUAUGAAGUUAUUAAUCUCUGUAUUUAAGUUUUGUCUUGUUUGACUAUUGUGUGUAAAAUUGCUCCUUUUCUGAAGACUCUUAUUAUUACUUCAGGUCGAAGUUAUGCGGAACGCUCAGAAAGGAAUUGAAUAAAACUGGGUGUUUCAGGAUA